AUAAUAUUUUUGUUUUGUUUUGAACAGCAUACUAUUUACUAGUUAGUACUACUAAUGUAAAUGUGCAGCAAUUCAAAAAAAAAAAAAAAAAAAAAAAAACGCCACACUAAUUUGACAAAUUAGAGAAUGAGAGUAAUCUCUUCUCAUCGUCUUUCUGUAUCUACCUUCCGUUAUCACUCCUCUCACGCGGCGGCGCGUGUAGAUCACCACCCACAACCCAUCUCCUUAACGACAAAUUUCACCAGUCACUUGCACACCAAGAAAAUAGCGAGAGCUGUAGUGGACCGGUCUGCCUUAUUGCAUACGGAGAAAGCCGAAGCUUUGAUUUCGUUAAUCAAAUCAACUUCUACAAAGUCCCAUUUGCUACAAAUCCACGCCCAUCUAAUCCGCAACUCACUCUUUCAACAUUCGAUUUUUUUCUCACCUUUCUUAUUUCGUAUUGCUCUCCCGCCAUUUCGUGAUUUGAAUUAUGCUAAACGGGUAUUUUCAAAUUUUAGAAAACCCGAUUAUUUUCAGUAUAAUGUCAUGAUUAGAGCUUACGGAAUGAGUGAUUCGCCGGAAAUUGGUUUUCAGUUUUAUCAAGAAAUGUUAAGGUUUGGUGUGAAACCGAAUUCGCUAACGUCUUCGUUCGUUACGAGUUGUUGUAUAAAGAUUUGGUCUUUAUUUGGUGGGCUACAGAUUCAUGCGCGAAUUUUGAGAGAUGGGCAUCAAUCCGAUGGACGCUUACUGACUACAUUGAUGGGUUUUUAUUCAUCUAAAGAGAAAUAUAGCGAUGCGUGCAAGUUGUUCGAUGAAAUGUGUAAACGAGAUACAAUAGCUUGGAAUGUGUUGAUUUCUUGCUACAUGCGUGGCAAGCGAACUCGGGAUACUUUGGGUGUAUUUGAUAUGAUGCGUAGCGCGAACGAUUGCCAGCCGGAUGAGGUUACUUGUUUGAUGUUGCUUCAGGCUUGUGCGAAUUUGAAUGCGUUGGUGUUUGGUGAGGGAGUUCAUAGAUAUUGUGAAGAACAUGGAUUUGACAAGGCAAUGAAUGUACGUAAUGCACUUAUAACUAUGUACUCACGGUGUGGUUGUGUCGAAGAUGCUUUUGAGGUGUUUAAAGGAAUGGCUGAGAAAGAUGUGGUGUCGUGGACUGCAAUGAUAUCGGGGUUAGCUAGCAAUGGUUAUGGCAGAGAUGCAAUUGAAGCAUUUCGGGAGAUGCAAAGUGCUGGUGUUUCCCCUGAUGAUCAGACUUUCACUGGGGUUCUUUCUGCUUGCAGUCACUCUGGACUACUCGAUGAGGGUAGGAUGUUUUUCAAUAGUAUGAGCGAAGAGUUUGGGAUUCCACCAAACAUUCAUCAUUAUGGGUGUGUGGUUGAUCUAAUGGGUCGUGCUGGUAUGGUUAAUGAAGCUUACAACCUUAUAAAUUCGAUGAAGGUUAAACCAGACGCAACAAUAUGGAGGACUCUACUAGGAGCUUGUAGAAUUCAUCGCCAAGCUGACUUGGGAGAACAAGUCAUUGAGCAUUUAAUUGAACUUAAGGCACAAGAAGCCGGUGAUUAUGUACUGCUGUUGAAUAUUUAUUCAUCGCUUGGUGAUUGGGAUAAGGUAAUGAAUGUGAGAAAAAUGAUGAAAGACAGGGGAAUCCAAACCAACCCUGCGUGUAGUACUAUUGAGUUCGGAGGGGAAAUACAUGAAUUCGUUGCAAAUGACUCUUCGCAUUCAAGAAAGACUGAAAUUUAUGAGAUGUUGGACGAGAUCAAUCAGCAACUGAGGAUGGCAGGAUACGUUGCUGAAAUAGUGUCAGAGUUGCACAAUGUGGGUGUUGAAGAGAAGCAGAUUGCAUUAUCUUAUCACAGUGAGAAAUUGGCCAUCGCUUUCGGGGUUCUAUCAUCUCCACCUGGCACGUCAAUUAGAGUUGCAAAAGACCUCCGGAUUUGUGUUGACUGCCAUAACUUUGCAAAGAUGUUAUCAGCAGUCUAUAAUCGGGAAGUUGUUAUUAGAGAUCGGAACCGCUUCCAUCAUUUCAGAGAAGGUCGAUGCUCGUGCAAUGACUAUUGGUAAUUGUAAAUUCUGGAGCAGAAUGAAAGUAGCACUUAUAAAGAUUUUAUCUUUUGAAAAGAUGUUGACAAUUAUAUUGCAUGUGGUGGAUAGAAUCCAGACUUAUGGUAUCAGAGUCGCGUUAAUGAUGCAUCAGAACUCUAACCGUCCAGGAAAGAGAGAAACCGAUUGUUGCUGAAUACAGCUUGAAGCUAGAUUCAACUGGACUUAUAGGCACAGAAAAAAUCUGUACCAUAUGUCAAAUAACAAGAUGCGGUUGAUUCUGCUAUUACUUGGCCUCGCCAAAAAGGUUCAUCUCUAAAAGCCUGGCUCGCAGAUACGAUAUUCCAAGUUUCUUCCUCUUGACCUAAUAUUUACCAAUUUCCGCUGCGUAUGUACUGAACUGAACGGUUUUCAAGCUGGGAAAAUUGUUGAAUUUGCCAAGAUGGAUGACGGUGACUGCACAAGGACUCUGAUCAAAGGGAGGCAAACUGGCAUAGUGAUUUGUAAUUAAAUCUCGAAGGUACUUUUAUCGAAAGUCAAACUAUGAAUCAAUUGGUUCUCGAUGAAGGAUGAAACUUGAGAAAAGUGAUUUGUCUCAAGAAGUAUGGAAAGCAUUGACGAAUGAUGAGUGAACUCAAAAAUUUUAGACUGGUCUUAUCAGGACUCAAGAAUAUUAUGCAUCCGGAGCUCAAGGCUGGAGAAAUAUGAUGUUUAUGCUAUCUUUAUUGACAAAGCUUUGAUGAAAUUAGUAUCAUUCUAAUUUAUUUUCCCUCA
Molecule: messenger RNA, 2793 nt
Organism: Capsicum annuum
Lineage: Eukaryota; Viridiplantae; Streptophyta; Magnoliopsida; Solanales; Solanaceae
Product: pentatricopeptide repeat-containing protein At3g47530
Exons: 1
Coding region: 127-2040 (637 amino acids)
Biological process (GO): RNA modification
Molecular function (GO): zinc ion binding; RNA binding; protein binding
Source: RefSeq, a predicted model, not a curated record